Messenger RNA from Lodderomyces parapsilosis, 405 nucleotides. RefSeq lists its product as uncharacterized. The coding region runs from base 1 to 405 and encodes 134 amino acids. The transcript has a single exon. Lineage: Eukaryota; Fungi; Ascomycota; Pichiomycetes; Serinales; Debaryomycetaceae. The record is from RefSeq and is a predicted model, not a curated record.
AUGACGUUAACGAAAUAUCAAAGAGGCGAUGCCAUAGAAGGCUGGAAUGACUGCCCCUCGCCGAUGUCAUUAUCCAAGAAUAGCUCACAAGUUUCAUUAUCUGGAGACGAAGUACGACAGAAACGUCAAGAUCUCUUAGCUUUACUCGGUAAUGUUUUUGAUCUUCCAUUGUCGUUACCAGAAAGAGAGAUGGCUCAUUAUAGAAUAAAACUACAGAACCAAAUUCAAGUCGUCAACGAGCAGCAUUUGCCAUUCAUCGAAUCAAUUUUCAAUGACUUACUCAAUGCACAAGCUGACUCGUCAAAGUUGAAAUCAGACGUUGUUGAUUACAUGAUGAAUCACGACGGGGUCAGUUCGUGGUGUUCACCUUUGAAAAAGAUUGUUUCAAGUUACAAGAAUAGUUAA